Molecule: messenger RNA, 618 nt
Organism: Closterium sp. NIES-65
Lineage: Eukaryota; Viridiplantae; Streptophyta; Zygnematophyceae; Desmidiales; Closteriaceae
Source: the annotation of a GenBank genome assembly
AGCGGAGCUGAAAGUGUGACAAGCGAUCCUUCAGAUGGUUGUCAUCGGUGCUGUGACUGUUUUCUGCAUUUCAUCUGCCACCGAUACGCUCUAUGCCAGGAGGCAAGGGAGAUUAGGAGGCGUCUCCCUCUGUCAAGCCCAGAGAGUUCUUCUGAGUCAGGAGUGGUUGUUGCUCCUCCCUCCAUGCAAGCCAUGAACCGUAGAUUGCCGGCCGAAGCCUUCUAUGUCGGAGAGAAGGAACCUGAGAGCAAUAAAGAUCUCAAACUUGAGAUGAAGCCGGUUUCGAAAGAUGCGGAGGGUUUUGAGAGUGAAGCUGACUUCCUCGCCUUGGAGUCAACGAGGGAAUGGAGCACCGGGCUUUGCUCGUGCAUUCCAGGCUCCAAUAGCGAACACACUCUUUCGGAUUGUGAAAUGUGCUGCAUCGACACCUCCGCACCAUGCGUGCUGUAUGGAGGCAACGUGGUUCGCCUGAGUGGUAACCAGAACGACUUCUUCAACCACGGCCUUUGUUAUGCAUCGCUGAUUAUUUUUGGGAAAUUGUUUCUCCGUAUCAACGUGCUUGCGCCAAUCAAGACAUGGUCCAGUCGAUCCGCCAUUCGCACACGGUUCGGCCUCCAG